Molecule: messenger RNA, 1111 nt
Organism: Anthonomus grandis grandis
Lineage: Eukaryota; Metazoa; Arthropoda; Insecta; Coleoptera; Curculionidae
Exons: 2
Coding region: 635-1111 (158 amino acids)
Source: RefSeq, a predicted model, not a curated record
UAAUAAAGAAGUUAAGUAAGUAUUUCCUUUUUACCUUAAAAUGAUAAAAAUUAAAUACAUUUUUAUGGCUUUAAGUGUCCUUAGUAAGUAGCGUUGAUGGAGUUCACAGGUUUAGGACUAAGAAAUCAAAAACUUCCUUUUUUGAAAAGGUGCCGCCGUUUCGACCUUUAUCUACGUCUUUUUUAAGGCUAUUUACUGUGAAAAAGCUUUUUUGUCGAUUGUAUAUAUACUAAUGACAACAGAACAAUAUUAUGUGGAUGGGCAUGGGCACAAGUAAAUAACCUUUUGCUUUUACUUACUAGCAAAAGCUAGAUAUUUUAAGUAGUUACUUAAAGUUCUUAUUUGGUAAAUCAUUCAAAGAAAAAUGUUUUUAUUCUGAUAAGGCCUAUAUUUAUAUUUUUGUGACUAAUCAGUCGGCCGUAAAAUUCUGUGAAACUGCAGGCGCAGACCUGUCGAUUUUUAACUGCCGAUGUGCAAACCGACAAAGGCAAAUAUCGAGAACAUUUUUAUAAAUUUUUUAAACCAGUAUCAUUUCCGAGUGCUAAGUGUUUACGUUCAAAAUGAGUAGUGAUUCAGAAAAUUCUACAAGUGAUUUUUUGAAGUUCCUGUAAAAAUUUCGUCCAACCUGAAAUUGAUGGAAAUUUUAGAAAGCUAUAAUAUUAUAUUUAAUAAAUCGCAAGUUCCUAAAAUAAAAGAGCAAAAAGAACAAGCAUACAAAGAAAUCCACCAAAAAUAUAUUUUGCAAAUUGGAAGGGAUUUAACUGAAAAACAACUUAAAAAGAAAAUCCAAAAUAUGAAGAUCGAGUUGAAGAAAAAGACGGACAAAACUGCAACGGGAAAGAGGAAAAUUGUUUUAAACGCGUGGGAAAAACAACUUUUGGCGCUAAUGGAAGGACAAGAAAACCCUGUUUUUCAAAAAGUACCAGGAGCAAUAUCUGUGGAACAACCUCAGCCAUCAACGUCCAAAACUGAAGAAUUUAUUCCACCUCCACCUCGUGUUCGGCGUUUACCUGAUAAGUCUCCAGUUACUAAAAAAUCCAAAUUUAAGGAAACAGACGAAACCUCAAAUUUGUCCAAUACUGAGUGGUAUUGUUGGAACAGCUGGAACUAA